AGCAUCUCGAGUAUAAAUAGGAGCUAGUGUCUAAGAGGAUCCAUCAGAUCACUUAAGCUUACCUCCGUGAUAACACAAUCUGCCCAAAAAUAGUUAAAAAUGAAAUUCGCUAUUGUUGCAUGCGCCCUUCUGGCCGUUGUUGCUGCCGACAAACUCACUGGAACUGAACAAGUGCCCAUCCUUAGGAAUGACCAAGUUGUAAACCCUGAUGGAACUUACCAGUAUGCCUAUGAGACCGGCAAUGGAAUUGUGGCUGAAUCACAGGGCUUCCUUAAGAAUGUUGCUCCUGAAGUUGAUGCCCAGGUUGCCCAAGGUCACUUCGGAUACACCUCUCCCGAAGGCGAGGCCGUCAGGUUGACCUACGUUGCCGAUGAGAACGGAUACCAGCCAACUGGUGACCACCUCCCAGUACCACCCCCCGUGCCAGAGGCCAUCGAGAGGGCCGUUAAAUACUUGUUGUCUCUGCCCCCACAGACCACCAGCACCAAGUAAAUCAACCACCAAACCUCUUUCACAUCCCAAGCAUCCGAAUGUAAAUAGAGAAUGAUACAAUCCCUUCCCAGACGCAAUCCUACAAAAGAACCACCCCACAAUCCUCAGCAAUAGCUUGUUCCUAAAAGUCAUAAUAAAAUAGGUAAAAAAAAACAUAAAA
Phlebotomus papatasi is the source of this 652-nucleotide messenger RNA. Its product is annotated as endocuticle structural glycoprotein SgAbd-2-like. The transcript has 3 exons. Lineage: Eukaryota; Metazoa; Arthropoda; Insecta; Diptera; Psychodidae. Gene Ontology annotation, molecular function: structural constituent of chitin-based larval cuticle. Gene Ontology annotation, cellular component: chitin-based extracellular matrix. Bases 100 to 492 code for a protein of 130 amino acids. The record is from RefSeq and is a predicted model, not a curated record.